Messenger RNA from Rhipicephalus microplus (southern cattle tick), 7150 nucleotides. It is a transcript of the gene Plc21C, whose product is annotated as Phospholipase C at 21C. Gene Ontology annotation, cellular component: cytoplasm. Gene Ontology annotation, biological process: G protein-coupled receptor signaling pathway; release of sequestered calcium ion into cytosol; phosphatidylinositol-mediated signaling. The record is from RefSeq and is a predicted model, not a curated record. Gene Ontology annotation, molecular function: phosphatidylinositol-4,5-bisphosphate phospholipase C activity; calcium ion binding. NCBI's taxonomy places the organism in Eukaryota, Metazoa, Arthropoda, Arachnida, Ixodida, Ixodidae.
AGUAGUGACCGGCAAGGCGAGUGUGCUUCAAUUGAGUGCGGUAGCGGCGGACUGUGUUGUGCUGGCCCGAAACCAUACGACCGGGGACACAUGUGAACUACAAGGAAUAUGGCAGGCGCGAAAUCGGGCGUUCACGUGCUGCAGCUCAAGCCCAUCAGUGUGCCCAAGAGCCUGCAAGACGGCAACAAAUUCGUCAAGUGGGACGACGACUCAGCGCUGGGCACGCCGGUAACGCUGCGAGUGGACAACAAUGGAUUCUUCCUUUACUGGACGGAUCAAAACAAGGAGACAGAGUUCCUGGACAUAUCCAGCAUCCGGGACACGCGAACGGGAAAGUACGCCAGGACGCCAAAGGAGGGCAAGCUGCGUGACUCUGUGUCCAUGGGUGCACCGGACGUGCCUCUGGAGGAGAAGACAGUGACUGUGCUGUAUGGACCCGACUUGGUGAAUGUGAGCGCCAUCAGCUUCUGUGGAACGAGCCGCGAAGUGGCGCAGCUGUGGUGUGACGAACUCCUCAGCAUGGCGUACAACCUGCUUUCCCUAAACGCGCCAGCCGCCACCUUCCUGCAGAAGGCACACACCAAAUUGCUCUUGUGCACCGACCGUGAGGGUCGCCUGCCCGUCAAGAGCGUGCUGCGCAUGUUUGCCCAGCACCGUGACGACCGUAAGCGUGUUGAGCGUGCACUCGAAGCUGUCGGGCUGGCUGCCGGCAAGAACGACACUCUGGCGCCCGAGCGUCUAAGCCUCGAUGUCUUCCUGCGCUUCUACCGGCACUUGGUGGGACGUCAAGAGGUGGACCUCAUCUUCGACCAGCUUUGCGGUAGCUCCAAAAAGAAGGCAAUGACAGUGGACCAGCUGGUGGACUUUCUGAAUAAGGAGCAGAGGGACCCAAGGCUCAACGAAAUUUUGUACCCUUACGCUAACCCCACUCGUGCCAGAGACAUUAUAGCCCAGUACGAGCCAAACAAGAGUUACGUGGGCAAGGGUCUCUUCUCAGUGGACGGCUUCUUGCGCUACCUGAUGAGUGCUGACAACCCUAUCGUAUCGCCAGAGAAGUUUGACCUGAGUAUGGACAUGGACCAGCCCCUGAACCACUACUUUAUCAACUCAUCUCACAACACGUACCUCACUGGGCAUCAACUCACUGGCAAGUCUUCAGUGGAGAUGUACCGCCAAUGUCUGCUGGCGGGCUGUCGCUGCGUGGAGCUUGACUGCUGGACGGGCCGUAACUCGGACGAGGAGCCGAUUGUGACGCAUGGUUACACAGUGGUCACCGAAAUCCUUCUCCGGGAGGUGAUCGAAGCCAUUGCCGAGAGUGCCUUUAAGACCUCCGACUUUCCCGUCAUACUAUCAUUCGAGAACCACUGCUCGCCCAAGCAACAGGCUAAGAUGGCCACAUACUGCCGCAAGCUGUUCGGCGACAUGCUGAUGACCGAGCCGCUGCCGUCGCACCCUCUGCGUCCAGGACAGCCUUUGCCUUCGCCUAAACAGCUGCUGCGUAAGAUUAUCAUCAAGAAUAAGAAGAAGCACCACCAUGCACGACACCAUCCUCACACUGCUGGAUCCAAGCCCUCUUCAGCUGCGGCUACGGCUAUGGCUGCAGCCACUGCUGCUGCAGCAGUGCCGGUUGAAGAGGAGGAUGAUGAUAUCUCGUCGCCGCUGGAUCUGGCUGCUGUGCCACAAGUUGACACUGGAGAGCUAAAUGGUGAAGCCAAGGGCAUUGGCUCGGAGGUGGAGGAAUGGGAAUCCGACUCCGGCACAGAAGAAGAAGAGGUCCCGGACCGGUCAGCCGAAGACCAGAAUGAAGGCACCGCUGCAAAGGAGUCCGAGGCUGUUGCAGAAAUGUCUGCGCUCGUAAACUACAUUCAGCCAGUGCGAUUUCACUCCUUCGAGCACACCGAAAAAAGGGAUCGCAGUUACGAGAUCUCAUCGUUUGUUGAAACCCAAGCCACGAACUUGCUCAAGGAACACCCUGUAGAAUUCGUCAAUUAUAACAAGCGCCAGCUGAGUAGAAUAUACCCAAGCGGCACUCGCGUCUCUUCUAGUAACUACAUGCCACAAGUAUUUUGGAAUGCAGGCUGCCAACUGAUAGCUUUAAAUUUUCAAUCACUAGAUCUAGGAAUGCAGCUGAACCUGGGAAUUUUCGAGUUCAACGGGCGCAGCGGAUACCUCCUCAAGCCAGACUUUAUGCGGAGGGCUGAUCGCAAGUUCGAUCCCUUUACGGAGUCUACAGUUGAUGGCAUAAUUGCCGGAACUGUUUCCAUCAGGAUAAUCUCUGGUCAGUUCCUGACAGACAAGCAUGUGGGCACGUAUGUGGAAGUGGACAUGUUCGGCCUUCCAGCUGACACUGUACGGCGGCGUUUUCGCACCCACACUGUGCAAGCGAAUGGCAUCAACCCUGUCUACGAUGAAGAACCAUUUGUCUUCAAGAAGGUUGUUCUCCCGGACUUGGCUGUUCUGCGCAUUUCGGCGUGCGAUGACAGUGGGAAGCUGCUGGGGCACCGCAUCCUGCCUGUGGUGGGGCUACGUCCGGGCUAUCGGCACAUCUCUCUGCGCAAUGAGUCAGGUCAACCGUUGCUGCUGCAGACCCUGUUUGUGCACGUCACUGUCAAGGACUACGUUCCUGAUGGUCUUUCGGAGCUGGCUGACGCCUUGGCUAACCCCAUCAAGUACCAAUCCCGCAUCGAAAAGCAUGCCACGCAGCUACGUGCACUCACAGAUGACGACCUGGAUGAGGGUGCUCCUGCGAGCGAAAGCCGCAGCCCUUUUCAGACAGUGGCACCGCAAGUAAAGGCUGAAGCAUCAGCAACUAGCUCCGUGCCACAGCCGCACCAGCAUGUUGCCACUGGGACUUCCUCAACACAACGUGCAGGUGCAGAAUUCCAAGUUACCACUGCUGUAGAUUCCAUGGAUGGUGGGCUACCAGCCUCAGCACUCAAUGGUGGCAUUCAGCGGAGUCCUGCUACUAAUCUGGCUAGGCAAGACACAUUGAACCGCAAGCUGGACCAAACAGUGCGGAGCCUAUCUGAUGAGGGAACACAGGAAAGAACAUUGUCAUUAUUGGAAUCUGCCGAGGCAAACCUUUUGGCGGAGCCUCUGACCAAGCUGCGUGAGCACAAGUCUGUGCAAAAGGUGCAGGCAAAGCUGGAAAAGGAACUGGGAGGUCUGCGCAAGCGCUUCGAUAAGCUGCGUGAGAAGGAGCGUGAGGGCCAGCUUCAGCGGGCUGACAAGUUGACUCAGGCAGCUGAAAAGCACCGCGCCCAGCUCUCCAAAUCACACUCAAAGCUAGGAAAAAAGUUCUCAUGUGGGGAUGUCAUGGCAUUUAAACAGCAGAAUGAAUCACAGAUCCAGACAUUGGAUGCCGAGCACAAAGCAAAGAAAGAGGAGCUGCAGCAGAGUCACAACCUAGCCAUGAUGAACAUUACCAAGGACCAGUACCGAGCUGAAAUGGACGUUCAACAUAAGUACAUGGAUUCGCUUUUCAGCGCCAUGGAAAAAGCGAUGCAAGCCUCUCAAGCGGCACAGAUGCAGAUCCUGCAAAACCUUCAUGACAGGGAGGUGAGUGAGCUGAUGAAGCGGCUAGAAGCGCAGACGAAAGAGGAGAUGCGUAACCUCAACAAAAAGCACAAGGACAAGAAUGAACUAGACAGGAUAAAACGGGAGUUGCAGCAGAAGAUGAUUGGCGAAGCAGUUUCAGAGCGGCAACGGAUCAAAAGCUUGCUGGACAAGAAGAAAGCCGAGCUGGAAAGGCAACAUGAAGAAGUGCGUAAAAGCUUGGAGGAAGAAAAGAGCCAGGCUGCGCACAAGUGCAACCAGGAGUAUGAGCGCAAGUGCAGCGAGCUGGACAGCUCCCUCAGCCAGAACCCCAACCUGUUUGCCAUUGCUGAGCCGAGCGACCUGCGACGCCAAAGCACUGCCCUCUAGCCUCCAGCUGGAGAUUUCCGCACACCGGUGCCUCAAUGGGAUUCCCACCCUCUCCUCACCACCAGCCAUGGUGACCACCGUUUUAGCACUCGAAGGGUCAGGUGACCAGGCGGGUGAGCCCUCAUGACAGCCUCGAGCACAACAAAACAGCUCAAAACAGAAGGUAUAGUCCCAGUGUGCUUUUUGGGAUGCUUAAAGAGUUUACCUGAGUUUUUUGCUGCUGUAAACAGUUAGGGCGAAAAUCUUUCAUGUCGCAUAGCCUCACGUGCAAUAUGCCCCAAAGCAGCAGCUACACAGUAUAGUACAACUCUGUCACUUGAUUGCUUUCGGGGUGUAGUGACACACCCUUGAGUGCGUAAUGAAGUAAACAUUGAACGUCUGUUCUUGCUGUUCUUAGAACAGCAUUUCAAUUGGCGGGGCUGUGUGACACUUCACUCUCACUGUAUUGCUUUUUAAACAUUGUGAAACCAAGUUGAAAGAUGGGUGACUAUCGCUUUGCUGCAAAAUGUUCCAGGACUUAGCAAGUGUGCACUGAGUGUUGUAAAGCUCAUAUUAAGAAGCUAUAGAAGUCCAUUUUCACAUUACCUUAAAAUAAUUGCCUUUCAGCGUGAUUUUGAGUCAACACUCACAAAUAUUGCUGGAGGAGUUGAUGAGUGUUUCAUUUUUUUUUUGCCAAUGCAUACUUUUCUUUAGAGCCGUAGUACAAAUUUUCAUUCUGAUACAAUUCUAUUUUGAGAGAUUGUGAUUUUCUGACCACAAGCGUAUGCCUAAUGUCAAUUAUGCUUCUAUGUCCUUAUGCAUUUCGAACAACUUCCUGUGGUCAGAGCCUUGUUAUAGGACUGCAGAAGAAGGAAAUGGUUUUUGAAGAACCUAUAACCUUUUUAGUGUUCCUUGGCAUGAGCAUAUUCUAAAACUUAUUCUUAGGAUGGCUUUCAGCAUGUCAUGAUAGCUUGCAACAUCAAGCGUUGCAGGAUUUCUUCUGACUCAUUAGUGUUCGUAUUCCACACAAGAUUGUGCAAUGGCAGUCUAUGCUGAAAUGACUUCCUAAAAAUAAUGUUAUAAUCUGUAAGUUUUUUGCCUGGCAUGUACGUAUAAUUUAUUUCAUUCAUAAAACUUACUACCUAUAUGGGCUCACCUCUUCCUGAAGUUUUGCAGUGAAUGAUUUAGCUAAUGUGUGCAACAUUCAGUGAAUCCUGUUGUUUAUCAGAUUGCAGACCAUCCUGUGCAGCUGCUGCUCAGGGGCCAUAUGUACAAAAGAGGUGUGUCAGUACUUAGGACUUGUCUGCUGGUCAUCUUUGCCUCUCACUGUGUCUUCAUUCCUUCUUUGCCUUAGGUCAGAUGGCCAAGUGUUCGCACAUGCUCUCAUAAUUUACCUGAUUUCACCCAUGUUGCUAUGGUUGGUUGUUGAUGUUUUGAUGACUUGCAUGCACAUUUACGUGUGGCAGCACAAUGUCUACACAUUUUAUCUAGAAAACAUGAUGCAAAUCUUGACGCCAUAUGUUGUACCAGGUACAACAGCAAAAAAGAUGCACAUCGGGCCAUCUACCGAUAGCGGCUGUGCUUGCUGCAUUACGGUCUCUCACCAUUGUCACGGACAUGUACUUUAUUAUGUAGCAUUUACUGACUAAAUUAUUAUCUUGUAUCUAAUUUUUGAAUUGAAGCGUUGUUAUGACGGUUGUAAAAUUGCAUUGUCAUGCUGUUUUUAUUGUUCUUUGUUUACAUAUGCACUAUUUUGCUGUAUUGGCUGGUUUUCUCAUUUUCUGCCAGCAUAAAAAGCAAAUUGAGAACUAGUGGUUAUACAUGAGCAAAAGUAAUCUGUUUUCAGAGAAUAAGCAAGAAAAAUAAAUUACAAUCACUGAUCACAAGCAUGGCACAUAUGCACCCAGUGCUGGCACCAAUGACCACGCAUUCUACUUCCCUCGGCCACACAUAAGCACUCAGCCUUGCCUCUUGUCUGGUUGAUGUUUGCCCACAUGCACCACCUCUACCAUAGUUUUCAUGCUGUCUGCACUCUUAAGUAUGUCCAGCUUCGUGAAAGGAGUGCAGGGCUAAAGCAGAGCAUUAUGCCAACCGAAAAGCAGGGUACCAAAGAUAGCACUGUUUCACUGAGCAAGCAAUCUCCGCCUUGUAUGGUGCUGUGUGCUGACGCUUAAGGCUACAUGUUGUGGCAGGGCACGCAAGCCAGCACCGUAAUAACUUCAGGGUCUAUGUACUAGCUUAUGCUUUUAAUUCAACAGGGGUUGCAUUUUGUAAUCUUAAUACAGGAGUUUGUCUCUGCUCACACAAACUCUGUCAAGGUUAAUGGUUUCACAGGACGUAUCAGUCAUAGCAUACUCGUCUGCACAGUAACAGUGUCACAAAAUUCGUUAUGAUGGUCAUUUGCUGUUCUAGACACUGUAAAGCUUCACAGUGCAAGCUUAGUGCGUAAUCUGGAAAUUAUCAAUUCGCAGUAUUUCAAAUGAGCGAACUUAGUGACAGUAUUAUUCAUACUGAUGAAUGCAGCUAAUUAAAGUAGUUAACAAUGAGCAUGUUGAAUUUUGUGGCAAGAACUAUGUAUCAGUCAGAGCCAUACGUUAUCAAGUAUCAGCUGAUAUUUUGCUUAUGCUACAGUACACCACAGGGGUGGUGUACUGUAAUUUCAAUGCAGGAGUUUGUUACUGCUCAUACAAACUCUGUCAAGGUUAAUGGUUUCAGAGGCCACAUCAGUCAUAGCAUACCCACCUGCAGAGUGACUGUGUCACAAAAUUCGUUACGAUGAUCAUUUGCUGUUCUAGACAGUGUCAAGCUACACAGUGCAAGUUUAGUGUAUAAUCUUGAAGUUAUAAAUUCACAGUAUUUCACAUGAGCGAACUUAGUGACAGUAAUAUUCAUACUGAUGGAUGCAGCUGAUUGAAGUAGUAAACAAUGAGCAUGUUGGAUUUUCUGGCAAGAGCUAUGUACCAGUGAGUGUCAUAUAACAUUCUGUAAAGCACUAUCAUUGUUAAUCGUUUUUUUUUUCUUUCUUUUUUCGGUUUGCAAUUUUAAUACAAUUCCCUGUCUUAAACAUGAAGUAACAUUCAGGAUAUAAUUAGAAUAUCUUGUAGCUUGAAAAGGCAACAGAAAAUCAAUGUGACCUAAGCAAAUUUUUUGUUUCUUGCUUUUUCAAACAUAGCAGUUUUUAUUUAAGCCAUUUGCAAUGCUUUUCUAUAAAAAUACAAAGUUGGAAAUAAGAAGCUUACAGGGUCUC